Cokeromyces recurvatus is the source of this 1067-nucleotide messenger RNA. RefSeq lists its product as uncharacterized. The transcript is spliced from 2 exons. The record is from RefSeq and is a predicted model, not a curated record. NCBI's taxonomy places the organism in Eukaryota, Fungi, Mucoromycota, Mucoromycetes, Mucorales, Mucoraceae. Bases 416 to 943 code for a protein of 175 amino acids.
CUUGCCAAAUAUGGUAAAAAUUUAUCACAAGUGUUAGAAAGUAAAACUCAUUCUACCCUAGAUUACAAAAUUAUUUUGAAGAGCCUAUGAAAACAAUCCGCCAAACCAUGUAUAAUUCGUUUGGCUUCAACCAGUUGCACCAUAAAUUUCCAAUGGAUGUCAUGAUGACUUUAAUUACUAUUACCAAUGACAUUAACUGUGGCUCAGUAUCUAGAAUUCAAGCAGAAGGCAAAAUAUUAUCACUUAUCAACGACAGCACAGAUAAAAUUAUGAUAAGAUUAUUGCAACUCAUUAAAUCAAUGGUGGAGUCACUACCCCUCGUAAAUCAAAAAAAAAAAGCAAAGAGUUUGAACUUUGUACCAGAUACUUACAACCUUGCUUUCAAAAACUAUUUGACUGCGAUGAAGAUCAGUUUAUGUACAAGUGUCUAAAUACCAAAUGCUUUUCUGACACUGAUGUUGAUCCUAACCAAAAUCGUCCUGAUGGUUUAGUUGAAAAUGAUUAUAAAGCAAUUGGAUAUAUCGAAGUUAAAUCGAUCAAGUAUGUAGAGGAUCAUAAAAAAAUUAAUGUUGAUUUGCACCGAUUGUGUACAUUUUCUAAAGCUGGUGCAGUGAAAUAUAACUUAAAGCAUAUGUUUCAAAUUAUGGCUGUUGGAACCAAUUUACAAUUCAAUAUCAGUGAAGCGAUGGACGAUAUACUGAUGGUUCUUGAAUUAGAUUGUAUUCGCUUCCCAUUAUCACUUGAUGAACUUCCCCAACUUGUACCAUACCUCAAUCGACUCUAUAAUGUUGUAGAAGUGAUCCAUAACUUAUGUUAUACAAGCAAUACAUUCACUAUCUGUAAUAGCUUCAAACCUGCUUUAGAUGCAAAAGUAAUUAAAGCAAUAAUGGAAAAAUCCACCGACAGAACCCGUGAAAAUCCAUUUUAUCAUCCACACCAUUAAUGCAUACCUUCCUUCAUUACAUAUAUCCUAUGAAUUUCUUUAAAUCAUUCCAUUCCUUUAUUAUGUAGUAAUUUAUUCACUUGUAGUACACAAAUUAAAUAAAAAGUAUCAAUUUUCAUUUCAC